CAGUUUUCACUGGGCAUCAUCUUUGGCUUCUGUAUUGUCCACACUGUCCUCGGCUGCAGCGCCACCACAUUUUUCUUCUUCUGCGACACCAGUCCGAGUCAUGGAGGUGGUGAGUCCUGGUGGCAACUCCUUUGUGGAGGAAGGACGAUGAAGGCAAGACUGUUUGCAACGCAUGCAGCCUCUACUAUAAGCUUCACGGCUCUGCUCAUCCCAUUAGUAUGAAAUCUGAUAUUAUUCGGAAGCGCUCUCGACACGAUGCUCGUGCGCAGCGCUCCUCCCUCACUGAGCCCCCAAGUGCAUCUAACAAGCCUGGCACUCCUUCCGUUAUGGAGGAGACAGUUUCAGAAUG
Molecule: messenger RNA, 349 nt
Organism: Suillus fuscotomentosus
Lineage: Eukaryota; Fungi; Basidiomycota; Agaricomycetes; Boletales; Suillaceae
Exons: 2
Source: RefSeq, a predicted model, not a curated record